CUGUCUGUCUCAACUCUCUCAAACACUUCCCUCUCAACUCUCAAACUCUCAUCUUUCAAACUCUCAUUGGCUGGCCCGUUUUGUAAUUUUAUACUGUCAUUGACCUUUUUAGGCAUCCUCAAAUAGCUACUGCCCAGUUGGGGUUUAAUCCAUAACCAUAAGCGUGGUCUGAUCUGAGAGUGCUGGGUUUUUUUUUUUUUUAUUGGAUUUGAGGGAGACUUCCUGUCAGAGUAUGGAAUCUUAUUGAGUUGUAGAAACUGCUGGUUAUGUACAUUCACAGAGCUACACUUGUACAACAUCACUUGGUUUGACUGGUACUAAACAGUCAUCUUUCUGUAACACCUCUGAAACACUAGAAUCAUUGGGAAUGGAUUCUGAGACAGUAGUGCAUAAUGGCGGGUGCCACUGCAGGAAAGUCAGAUGGCGUGUCCAAGCUCCCACUAGCAUUGUAGCUUGGGAUUGCAACUGUUCUGACUGUUUCAUGAGGGCUAACACCCACUUCAUUGUCCCUGCUGAAAGGUUUGAGCUUCUGGGAGAUUCCGAACAGUUCCUUACGACCUACACCUUUGGCACUCAUACAGCAAAACACACAUUUUGCAAAGUUUGUGGCAUAACCUCAUUUUAUUUUCCACGUUCAAACCCAGAUGGAGUUGCAAUUACAUUCAGGUGUGUUGAUCCUGGAACACUAACCCAUGUUGAGAUUAAGAAUUUUGAUGGGAGAAAUUGGGAAAGCUCGCAUGCUAAGACUGGCAUAGCUUCACUUUCAAAGGGGCAAAAUUCUGCCAACUGAAGGGCCAAAAUGUAUUUAAGCCAGGUAAAUUACAAACACAAGCUACCAAUAUCAACAAUGAGAAUAAAUGGGAAGUUGAUGACAUUUGUUAGUUUCAGAACGCUUAUGGAGAUAAUAAUUGGGGAUUUAUGUUUUUGGACUCUUCAUGGAUUAUACUGCACCUCUUAUGCUAGGAGUGGUAGGGGUGCUAUUUUGCAAAUUUGUUUUAUUUAUGGUGUUGAUAGCAGGUUUUCAAUAUUUCGGGUGCAAAGUACAAAAUACGAAUACCGCCAUAGUUAAGGGUGGUUAUCUACAAUUAACUUGUAAUAAGUUAGAUAUUGAGAUUUGAGACUUUAAAAACCCUUUUGAUGGUAACUCCUUGAAUCUGUUCAGGGAGCUAUAUCACAUACAAUUCCUGCAUUGUGGCUUAAUUGGACCAACAAAAUUCACCACAUCAAACAAAAAUCCAACUCAACUCCAAGUCAGCCGAUUCAUUGACAGAGCUUCUCACACCUCUUUCCAAUGGUAACCUUCUCACUCCGAUGACAUCAACCACCCCAUUUUCUCUGCCACCACCACCACCACUGUUGUUAACCAUUUCUCGCGCCAAUGACCCCAUGAUGAAGCUCACACCCACAGUAUUGCCAUCGCAGUUGCCACAGCCCCACACUACUCGGCCAAGACUAAACCCACAAAAUUGCCACCAUGGAUAGCAGAUUGUUUAAUUAUGAAUUUUUAACGUGAUUUAAUUGUUACUAAUUUGUAAUUCGAAUUUGGUCUUGUGUCGAUUUAAAGCUUCUCAUGUAAGCUUUCAUAUGACGCUGCCACAGGACUUUGACUACAUUGUGAGUUGUCACUGUUUAUAUUUUUGUUAGUUAGGGCUUAGGACUGCUCUAAGGGGAUUUGAUAUGUAGCUUAGUUUGAUUUUCUACAUCUUCUUUCUUUGACAUUUUCGUUUUGCAUUGUCGAUGUUUGUAUGGAUUCACUUAUGUUGGUCUCAAAUGCCUUCAUAAUUUUUAAGA
This is a messenger RNA of Quercus lobata, 1791 nucleotides long. RefSeq names its product centromere protein V-like. Gene Ontology annotation, molecular function: carbon-sulfur lyase activity. The transcript is spliced from 3 exons. The record is from RefSeq and is a predicted model, not a curated record. NCBI's taxonomy places the organism in Eukaryota, Viridiplantae, Streptophyta, Magnoliopsida, Fagales, Fagaceae. The coding region runs from base 368 to 790 and encodes 140 amino acids.